UUCAAUUUCUCCCCCCUUUUUCUCUUCUUUCCAAUCUCUUUAUUUUUGCCCUACGUUGUGGGGUUUAGGAUUUUCCCCCCUUCUAAACAAAGUUCUCUGAUGCACUCAAUCUUUCAAAGGGUAUACUUGAUCUGCGUUUUCCUAACGUUUUGCAUUGUUGGGUGUUGCGUUUUGGUAUUUGAAGUUUCUUUGAGAAGUUUCUUCCUUGAGAUUCAACCAUGCCUGCUCUUGUUAAUUUUGGCGGUGAUGAUGAUUUCUAUUAUGGGAGUUCUUUCUAUACAAAUUUCACGGAUUUGGGUAGAUUGUGUUCAAUCAGUUCCCAAGUGGAUGUCUAUUACCCUCCUCGUAAAAGAGCUCGAGUUAUUGCCCCGUUUAUCUUUCAAGAAACUGUGUUUGAGCAGAAGAAGCAACCUUCCAUUGAUGUCCUUCCUGAUGAAUGCCUUUUUGAGAUCUUCAAACGUCUUCCUGGGGGCCGGGAAAGGAGCUCAUGUGCUUGUGUCUCAAAGCACUGGCUUAUGCUUCUGAUCAGUAUUCGCAAGGGCGAAUAUGAGUCAUCAAAGGCUGUCAAGGAGAAUUCUGAUUCAGUUUCUGAUGAUGCUGAGAUGAUCUCAUCUGAUGAAGACGAGGGGUAUCUUACGAGGUGUUUGGAAGGGAAGAAAGUGACCGACAUGAGGCUGGCUGCGGUUGCCGUUGGAACGAGUGGUCAUGGUGGGUUGGGAAAGCUUUCUAUUAGGGGAAGCAGCUCUUCACGUGGAGUAACCAACUUUGGGCUAUCUGCCAUAGCUCGUGGUUGCCCCUCUCUCAAGACGCUUUCAUUGUGGAACUUGCCUCGUGUUGGGGAUGAAGGUCUGUCCGAGAUAGCUAAAGAAUGCCAUUUGUUGGAGAAGCUUGACCUUUGUCAGUGCCCUUCAGUUUCAAACAAGGGUUUGAUUUCAAUUGCAGAGAACUGUCCUAAUUUGACCUCUUUGAGCAUUGAAUCUUGCCCCAAGAUCGGUAACGAGGGCCUCCUAGCUAUCGGAAAUAUUUGCUCUAAGCUGCAGUCAAUCUCUAUCAAGGACUGCCCUCUUGUUGGAGAUCAUGGAGUUUCAAGCCUGUUGUUAUCAACAUCUGCUGUCCUUUCAAAGGUUAAGUUUCAAGGUUUGAACAUCACAGACUUCUCUCUUGCUGUGAUUGGGCAAUAUGGAAAGUUGGUGACAAAUCUAAUGCUUAGCGGCCUACAAAACGUGAGUGAGAAGGGAUUUUGGGUCAUGGGGAAUGCUCAAGGCUUGCAAAAAUUGGUCUCUUUAACGAUUACAUCAUGCCGGGGAGUAACAGAUCUGAGUCUUGAAGCCAUGGGAAAGGGGUGCACAAACCUGAAGCAGAUGUACCUCCGCAAGUGUUGCUUUAUUUCAGAUGAUGGACUGGUGGCUUUUGCCAAGUCCACAGGCUCUCUUGAGUGCCUACAAUUGGAGGAGUGCAACAGGGUCACACAAUCCGGGAUUCUUGGUGUCCUCUCAGACUGUUUAUUAAAAUCUUUGACCAUAGUAAAAUGCAUGGGAAUUAAGGAUAUAUCCUUGGAAGCUCCUUUAUCCUCUUGUGAUUCCCUUAAAUCCUUGUCCGUAAGGAACUGCCCCGGGUUUGGAACAGCCAGCCUUGCUAUAUUGGGCAAAUUGUGCCCUCAGCUUCAGCAUUUAGAUCUGAGUGGGCUUUGUGGGAUCACAGAUGUUGGUCUUCUGCCUCUUCUAGAGAGUUGUGAGGCCGGACUUGUGAAGGUGAAUCUGAGUGGCUGCAUAAAAUUGACCGAUGAAGUUGUUUUGGCCUUGACCAGGCUACAUGGUGGAACCCUUGAGUUGCUCAAUCUCGAUGGUUGCAGGAGGAUUACUGAUGUGAGUUUAGUGGCAAUUGCAGAUAACUGUGUUUUCCUCAGCGAUCUGGAUGUGUCAAGGUCUGCAAUCACUGAUUCUGGUGUUGCUGCCUUAUCUUAUGCGGAGCAACUCAAUUUGCAGGUCCUUUCAUUUUUGGGUUGUUCCGGAGUAUCAAACAAAAGCUUGCCUUUUCUGAAAAAAUUGGGCAAGACCCUGUUGGGGUUAAAUCUUCAGCUCUGCAAUUCAAUCAGCGUUCGAACUAUUGAGCUGCUAGUAGAGACCUUGUGGAGAUGUGACAUCCUUUUCUAAUCGAGGAUACAAGUCUGUUAAGAUCUCGAAACAAAUACACUUGCAACGUUGAAGACGAUAGAACCAUCGAACUCAUAUGGUCAGCUCACAUGGCUGGGUAGCAAACAUUCAGCACAGCUUUUGGGUUCGACGAGGUAGUCAUGCUAGGGAUUUUGGCAGUUUACAGAUGGCUUAACCCAUCCUUUUUGUUUUUUUUGCAGGCUUUCUUGACAGGAGCUAGCCUGUUCUAUAGCCAUGGUUCCUGGUUUUAGGUUUCCACUAAUGAUGACCAUAUCCUUUUUCUUUUUCGUUCGGAACUUCGCUUGACGCCUCCCUUCCCUUCCCUUCCCUACCUGAUGUUUUAGUUAAGCUUCGUCAUGCAUUGCUUGACUAAAGCUUUUCUUUUGUUUUCCAGUCAUGAAAGUCUGUUGCUCUAGAUGAAUCCCAUCUUUAGUUUUAAGCGUGUUUUUGUUUGUUUUUUCAAAGGGUAUGUAGUUACUUUUAUCUGUGUUCUGUAAUGGUUGCUUUGGACGGUUAUAUGUUUGGGUGGUCGCAGAUUGAUGGGCUUUGGCUAUGGUAUGGAGGAGGUUUCACUCAUCCCCCAUUACUACGACCUUAUUUUUUGGGGUUGUUUUUUUUGGUUUUUCCAAGUCAUCGGUCUUGUAAGCCUCCCCUUGUAUAUGAACUGUACGACUGCAAACUUUUAUCUAAGAAGCUUUAAACUUUACUCUCUUUGUAUA
Molecule: messenger RNA, 2872 nt
Organism: Hibiscus syriacus
Lineage: Eukaryota; Viridiplantae; Streptophyta; Magnoliopsida; Malvales; Malvaceae
Product: EIN3-binding F-box protein 1-like
Exons: 2
Coding region: 219-2153 (644 amino acids)
Biological process (GO): SCF-dependent proteasomal ubiquitin-dependent protein catabolic process
Cellular component (GO): SCF ubiquitin ligase complex
Molecular function (GO): protein binding
Source: RefSeq, a predicted model, not a curated record